UGGCUGCCUGCGCGGCUGACUGCUUGCCUCCCUGACCGCCUAUCUCCCGGUGCACGUGGCAGUUGACACGUGUCAAUCAUUUAAUCGAUCUGCUCCUGGUAGGGUGAACCUGGUAGUUUGCCUGCUGCUCCAGGAAAGUGCUCCUUAGUGGAAGUGACAGCGACAGCGAUGGCCCAGGAAAGUACUCCUGGCAUGAAGAAGAAGAAAGCGAGGAAGCAGAAGGACACGGGGGAGGUCGAGCAGACGGCUAUGGCGGCCAAUGGCAAUCAGACGGCUAUGGAGGGCAAUGGACACGACGGUGAAAUUGUGGAAAUGGAGGUAAUUGCGAAGGGUGCGAGGUCUUCGAAAGGGAGGGGAAUCUCUGAGGGAGGAGGGGGGGAGACGGCUAUGGCGAUCAAGAAGGACGAAGGCGGCUAUGGCGUGACCGUUGAGGAUGGAUCGAAGGGGGAGGAGAAGAAGAAGAAGAAGAAGGAGAAGAAGAAGAACAAGAGGAAGGAGAAGGAUGAGAACGAGGAAGAUGGGCAGGAGGAAGAGGAGGAGGAGGAGGAGGAUAAGGGAAUGAAGGAAGACGGAGAUGGCAGCAGAGGGAAACGAGCGAGAGCGACGGAUCUAACGAAAGAGGAAAACGACCGUGGCCGCCAAGACGGAGAAGAAACGAAGAGAGAAAAGAAGGAGAGAAAAAGGGAGGAAAGGAAAAGAUCGAAGACGCACACGAAGAACAGGGGUGAGGAUGAAGAGGAAGGUGCGGCUAUGGCCGCUAUGGAGGAUGUGUCGAUGACGGAUCAACGUGAAGACGGAGAUCAGGAAUCGACGUUGCUAGUAAACGGUGCAAAGAAGAGGAAGGACGGAGAGAGAGGGGAGAAGAACGAGACCGCUAACGGUGUGGCGGCUAACGGUGAGGCGGCUAACGGUGAGGGAGAUAACGGUGAGGAAUACAAGAAGGGGAAGAAGGAGAAGAAGAAGAAGAGGAAGAAGGCUAAGGAGGAGGAUCUACAAGAGAAGAAUGAGGAGAAUGAGGAGGAGGAGGAGGAGGAGGAGGAGGGAGGGGGUUAUGCAGGAAAGCGUGGCGGCGGGGGUAAAUUGGCGGUGAAGGUCACCGCCGAAUUGGCGCGCAGUAAUGGCAAAUCGAAUUCGAAUUCGAAUUCGAAUUCGAAGGCGAAGGCGAGUUUGGAAGAUGCAGAGAAAUUACGAAAGGAAUUAGGUUUGACUUUGACUGGGAGCGGUGCGGAGCAGUUCCCGCCAAUUCGCACCUUCCGCGAGUCCGGUCUUCCUGAUGACGUCAUCGCUACUUGCAGAUCCUUCGAGAAGCCAUCGCCGAUUCAGAGCCAAUCUUGGCCGGUGGUUUUGGCUGGUCGGGACCUCAUCGGUAUCGCGGCCACCGGAUCGGGGAAGACCAUCGCGUUCGCUGUUCCCGCGCUGAUGCAUUUGCAGAAAACGAAGAAGACAACGACGAUGAUGUCGAGCAAAACCUGGAAGAAGACCACGCCAUCGCCGACCUGCCUCGUGCUCUCCCCGACACGAGAGCUCGCUCAGCAAAUUUCAGGUGUGUUUGAAGAAGCAGGAGCUCCGCUUGGUGUUCUCACGGUGUGUGUUUAUGGCGGAGUGCCAAAGGGUCCGCAAAGAGACAUGCUGCGCAAGGGAGCGACGGUUGUGGUUGCAACUCCUGGAAGGCUGAUGGACCUGAUGGAGGAGGGAGCGUGCUCCCUUCAGCACGUCGAUUAUCUGGUGCUCGAUGAGGCGGACAGAAUGCUUGACCUUGGCUUUGAAGCGGCAAUCAGAGCGAUCAUCAAGACAACCAGUUCUUCACGGCAGACACUCAUGUUCAGUGCAACCUGGCCGCAGGCGGUGGGACAGCUGGCGAGCGAGUUUCUGAAUAACCCACUGAAGAUCACAGUUGGAUCAGAGGAUCUCGCUGCAAAUCACAGUGUCACACAGAUUGUGGAGGUCCUUGAGGACCGGGCUCGUGAUGCAAGGCUUGACGAGCUGCUCAGGAAGUACCACAAGUCGAGGAAGAACAGAAUCCUUGUCUUCGUUCUCUACAAGAAAGAAGCCGUGCGAGUGGAGAUGAUGUUACAGAGGAGAGGGUGGAACGUCGUGGCAGUUCAUGGAGAUAAGGGCCAAACAGAUCGUACCAAUGCCGUAAACUCCUUCAAGGACGGGAGUGUUCCUUUACUGAUUGCAACAGAUGUUGCGGCACGAGGUCUUGAUAUUCCAGAUGUGGAAUACGUGAUCAACUACAGUUUCCCGCUGACAACGGAGGACUACGUUCAUCGGAUUGGCAGGACAGGAAGGGCUGGAAAAAAGGGUGUUUCACAUACGUUUUUCACUAUGUCUGACAAGUUGAGAGCAGGUGAAUUGAUGAAUGUCUUGAGAGAGGCGGGUCAGGAGAUUCCAGAAGCACUUAUGAAGUUUGGAGCACACACGAAGAAGAAGGAGUCCAAGCUGUAUGGCGCACAUUUCAGAGAGAUAAGUGCGGAUGCACCGAAGGCACAGAAGAUCGUUUUCAAUGAUGAUGAUGAGUGAUUCUGGAACAAGCGACAAAUCAUGACGAGCGAGGAGCGUGUUUCUCCUGAUGCCCCUAAUGCUGUUGGCACAGAACUCGUGACAAAGGGAGGAAUAUCCUGUGUGGCCCCUGAUGAAAGUCAUUCUGAGAACAAUCUGAGAACUCAAAGUGUGCAGCAGUUCAAGGUCCUCAGAAUGAUCAGAUGAGAUGGCGAGAAGAUUAGCAUGGCUCCUGAACAACCCAGGGAAAAAGAAAAGGAAAUCGCUUCGGGAAGUUCGGGUCCAUGCGUGCAAUCUUACAUGGGCUUCCAGUGAGAGAUGGAUUAUGAUUUCAACUUUCAAGUCCUAUGUGCGGUCCAUGACGGAUUCGAUUGGUCACCCGCUUUCGGUAACCGAUCACCUUGUCGAUCAUGCAAUGGCAGUGAUGAUGGAUUUUGUUUUUGUUACUUUGUUUAUCUGGUUUCAUAACCCCUGUUUUUCGGAGAAAUAGAUUGCGGAUUUGGCGUUCCGUGAUGGAUUUUGUCACCCCGUUCGGAAUGAAUUCUGGACCAGAUGCGGUGCACCUCUUUCGGUAAUGGAUACCGUAAUGUAAUAAGUUGUGUGGUGAUUGCUUGCUUUGAGUCUGAAACCGAAGAUUCGUUGAUGUUCGGUUUUAGUUGCGAUCAGAUUGCAUGAUUGUGUUUUGGUCACGAGCGCGUUAGAACUUGAGUUAGAGCCCAGAGGAUGUUUCGAAUAACAACUUCCGCAUCUCCGUUAGUCGAUUUCUUCGAUUCUCGAAACGAAGAUUUUCUUUCGUAUUCAGUUGUUGCAGGUAGGAGGAGGAUUAUUACAGCAACGGAGCUUCGUACGUAUCUGGUCAGCGAUGGGAAACCAAACAACUGGGGCAAGUCGGGAACCUCAGGCUGAGGGGGAUCAGAGAUUGCUCCUCGGCGAAAUUUUGUUCCCGACUUUUGUAUCCGUCUUGUAGAUCGAAGGUUCAAAGAUUGCUAGGGAACCCAGAGGCACAAACCGCCCCUCAUCGGAUCCGUAGAAGAAAAGGUGUGGUUACUGCGGUAACUUCGGGCAGUUCAGACUUAUAAGUUAUAACUCGUUUGGGGCCUCGCCACACCGUUCCCGAAAUCGUUGAGUUUCGGGAGCACCCGAAUUUGACUUGUGUCAGACCGAAUUCGGGAGCUGUCAGGUCUCAUGGCUAGAGAGCACUCCUGAAUGCUCCCGAAACCUCCCGCCUGCAAGAGGGCAGUUUCGGGAGACCUCGGGCUGUGCACUCGAACUGGCCCGAACCCCGAACGCUCCUGAAAAUGUCGACCCGCAUUCACACAGGACACGAGUGAUUCAUGAGGGAUUCAUCGUCCCGUUCGCCCACCCCAAGCUUGGUUGUUGGGAGCGCCCGUUUCGAGAGCCCAGUUUCGGCGAAGCACGCUCUCGGACGGGAUUUCCCUAGUUCUCAAUGAUGAGAGCACACCCGAAAAAUUUUCGGGAUCCGGGAGUGCAACAAAUUCCUAUGAUUCUUUUUGUUUUCCCUUCCCCCCCCCCCCCCCCCCCCCCCCGGGAAAUAGGUCCUUAUGGGCCUGGCAAUUUCUGUGAUUCUAAGACCGGAGGUUCUUUGGCAUUGAGUUGCAGACUGUAGGAUCAGACUCAUCAGAGUCAUCAGACAGAGCGCAGGUUGCGUUUCAGAUUGACGAUUAGUCGAGGCAAGCUGGGAACCUAAGGCUGAGGAGACGGCUACUCCUCGGUGAAAUUUUGUUCCAAACCUGUCAUGUCUUAGAGCGUGAGUACCGGAACUUUGUGGACUGAAUAUGGUCAUCGUUUUGUAGUCGGAUUCGUUCAAGAAAGUAUAGGUGUGUGAACCUUCCCUGAGUUUCUGAAUGAGUGUGGAUGGCAGUUUUCACGAUGCAGUCUGAUGGCUUGCUUGUCGGAUUCGACAGCCGCCAGCUGAAAGAACUCUGUUUUGCUCACGGGAUGUGAUAGAUUGGUGGCAACGGUGAAAUCUCGCAUCGACACUCCUUCAGAAACUGAAAGCAGCUUUGAAGAGGGAGCAGGGCAGCUUUGCUCACGGGAUGUGAUAAAUCCGCGGCAACGGUGAGUGGAGAAGGUUGGUCGCGGGUGCUCUCUGCUCUCUUGACAAACUCGGCAGGAUGCAGUCUGACGUCUUGUCCGAUUUGAUGGCCCCCAGUUGGAAGAACUUUGUUCCACUUCUUGAAGAGGGAGCGGGGGAGCUUCGCACACAGGGUGUCAUGAAAUGGUGGCAAUGGCGAGUGGAGAAGAGAAUGGGGUCAGGAGAACUGAUGGUCCCCACCAGGACGUGGGUUCUCUGUUCUCUUGACAAGCCCGAAGAAGAGAAUGGGGUCAGGAGAACUGGUGAGUGGUCCCCACCAGGAUAUGUGUUUGUAUUACUUUGUGAACAUGAAGAAGGGCUGGGACCCACAAGGAUAUAGUUUAUGACAUGUUUGAUGAAUUUGGUCCGAAUUCACAGCAGGUUCACGCCAAUAGACUCGAUACAUAGCUAGCCUGGUUCCAGCCCAGCAUAGAUUUUUUCCACCAUAAUUUGACGGACUGUUUACGAUGGCAUGGCAGGUUUUGUGUUUGUAAGAUGCCACGCUGCAAUCUCUGGCCUCUCAUCAUUGAGCAUGUGGGUUGUAAUGCGCGUCAACUGGAAACCUAAGUGCAGGAGUCA
Messenger RNA from Chara braunii, 5176 nucleotides. NCBI's taxonomy places the organism in Eukaryota, Viridiplantae, Streptophyta, Charophyceae, Charales, Characeae. The record is from the annotation of a GenBank genome assembly.